Molecule: messenger RNA, 4488 nt
Organism: Striga asiatica
Lineage: Eukaryota; Viridiplantae; Streptophyta; Magnoliopsida; Lamiales; Orobanchaceae
Source: the annotation of a GenBank genome assembly
GCAUUAAGCUUUCGCGGGCUUUGGAUUUUUCAGAGCCAAAAGCGCACAUUUUUGUGGGUUUCUGCUGAGCAAUUUGAGCUAUUGUUGCUCGUGAGCCACCUUCUGUUUUCAGAAAAAAACAUGCGUAUGUGGUGGGGGAAGUCAUCAUCGAAAGAAUCAAAAAAGAAAACAACCAAAGAAAGUUUCAUCAACACAUUACACAAGAAGUUCAAGAGCCCAGAAAGCAAAUCUUCCGGAAGAUCAGGAGCCGCCGUCAGAAUACGUUCGAGUGACACUGUUUCUGAAAGAGGUUCUCAUUCGAGUUCACAAUCACCUACAAAAAACGUAGCCCGAUCACAAAGUCUUGCCGAACGGGCUCAAGCCCAACCGCUCCCUUUACCUGGCUUGGGCUCUGCGAAUGUCUUCCGUACAGAUUCUGCAAAAAGUGAACCCCCCGCAAGACCAAAACAAAAACGGGCCUCAAAACCAUCGUUGUUUUUGCCUCUUCCUAGGCCCGCUUGCAUUAGGCACAGGCUGGAGCCCACCGACUUGGAUGGUGACUUGGCCGUAGCUUCUAUUUCUAGUGAAUGUUCAGUUGAGAGUGAUGAUCGACAUGACUCACAUCUGCCCAGUCCUUCAAGCAACUCUAUAAAGGAUCAGUCACCUUUCGCACCGCAUGUCCCGAAGGAGUUGCCACUACCUAAAAGGCGGCCUCUGAGCCGCCAAGUGGCGAAUCUACAGGUUCCUCCCCGUAGUGUGCUUUACAGCGCACCAGAUAGCUCGAUUUCUAGUCCGUCUAGAAGUCCCAUAAGGCCUUCUAAUGAGCAGGCAGCGAAUUUGGCUUUUCCCGCUGGAAAGCUUUAUCCGGAACAUUUCUUUCUUGGGUCCGGUCAAUGUUCCAGUCCCGGCUCAGCCGAGACCUCCGGGCAUAAUUCAGUGGGAGGAGAUUUGUUGGGCCAAUUGUUUUGGCAGCCCAGUCGAGGAAGCCCGGAGUACUCGCCAAAUCCGAGCCCGCGAAUGACGAGCCCAGGCCCGGGUUCGAGAAUUCAAAGUGGGGCUGUGACACCACUUCAUCCUAGAGUUGGAGAUGAUGGUAAACAGAAAAGUCACAGAUUGCCUCUUCCUCCUGUGACAAUUUCCAAUUCUUCGCCAUUUUCCCAUUCGAAUUCGGCUGCCACAUCACCUUCUGUACCGCGAAGUCCUGGACGAGCGGAAAAUCUUGUGAUCGCGGGCUCACGUUGGAAAAAGGGGAAGUUGCUUGGGAGGGGAACGUUUGGUCAUGUAUAUGUUGGUUUUAAUAGUGAAACUGGAGAGAUGUGUGCCAUGAAAGAGGAGAUUGCUUUGUUGAGUCGCUUAAAGCAUCCUAAUAUUGUACACUAUUAUGGAUCGGAAACUGUGGAUGAUAAGUUGUAUAUUUAUUUAGAAUAUGUAUCCGGUGGAUCUAUCCACAAGAUUCUACAAGAAUAUGGAAAACUAGGAGAAUCUGCUAUCCGCAGUUACACUCAACAAAUUCUGUCAGGGCUUGCUUAUUUACAUGCCAAAAAUACUGUGCAUAGGGAUAUUAAAGGAGCGAAUAUACUUGUGGACCCAAAUGGUCGUGUUAAGUUAGCAGAUUUUGGCAUGGCAAAGCAUAUUUCAGGCCAAUCAUGUCCUUUAUCAUUUAAGGGUAGUCCUUAUUGGAUGGCACCUGAGGUCAUAAGAAACUCAAACGGGUCUAGCUUACCUGUCGAUAUAUGGAGCCUCGGCUGUACUGUUUUAGAAAUGGCUACAUCAAAACCUCCUUGGAGCCAAUAUGAAGGGGUGGCAGCUAUGUUCAAGAUUGGAAAUAGCAAAGAACUUCCAACUAUUCCUGAACACCUUUCGAACGAAGGCAAAGAGUUUGUGAAGCUGUGCUUGCAGCGAAAUCCCCAGCAUCGCCCCACGGCCACCCAACUUCUCGAGCACUCUUUUGUGAAAAAUCUGGAGAAAAACAUCUCACCGUCAGAUCAUCCACCUCAUCUCAACAAUGUUGUCAAAUCAACGGACAAUGGCCAUGCAAGAAGUCUUCAGCAGUUGGAUACUGAGGGACUUGCUAUCCACUCGUUUAGAGCAUCGAAGUCUAAUUUUCAUUCGAGUGACAUUUACAUCUCGAGGAACAUUUCAUGUCCCGUGUCUCCAAUCGGGAGCCCUUUACUCCGCCCGAGGUCUCCUCGAAACCUGAACGGGAUGAUGUCACCUUCUCCCAUAUCCAGCCCACGCACGACAUCAGGCACGUCACAAGGGUAUUUUGGUAAUUUGACAAAGCAGCCCAUGAGCCCCCGUGCAUAUAAUAGCCCCUCUUAUUGGGACCCAGACAUUCUACUCGGGCGGCCCGUCACUGGAGAAAUUUAUGACGGGCGGUCGGGAUUGGGAUCAGAUUCAGAAAUGUCUCGAUACGACAACUGGGAGAGGCUUGUGGCCGCCGUGUUGAAGAAGGAGCAGCUAUGGCAGCUCUUUCACGCCCAAUCGAGAAGCCCAAGCAGCAGCUCCGAGUCGUCUGGCUUCAGUUUCGAGCUGGCUUCUUCACCUGAUGACGUGAACUUUAGCUUUUGGAGUCCAGAUAGGUCGGCGUCUGAUCGGAGAGGAGGUGAUAAUGGUGGCGUUGGUACAGCCGCAGCCGCUCCCUCAAGCACUGUUGUUAAGGAUCAGCCCUCUGUGGAGAACCUCUCCCCCAAGAAAAAAUUGUUCUCAACUGCAGCUACAAGGAAAAGGGAUUUAAGAAUUCAAGUGCCUAAACCACUAGUUCAGCAUUAUGGAGCCUUCAGUCCUAAACCGUGUAGUCCUGUUCACUUUUCAAGACUUCAUCCAAGAACUGCUGGGGGACACUUUGAAUCGCCUGCUGAUUGGCCUGUUGAUGCACAACAACAAUGCUAUCCUUUGCCCCUUCCCCCGGAACCAAUUUCCAAUUCUUCUCCAUUAUCUCAUCCAAAUUCAGCUACAGCAUCGCCCAAGGGACCAUUGUAUAGUCCAGAAAGAGCAGAGAGUCAUAAAAGCCCUGACAUGAGUUGGAAAAGAGGGAAGCUGCUCGGUGUGGGCGCAUUUGGCAAUGUUUACCUUGGUUUUAAUAGUGAAAAAGGUAAAAUGUGUGCUAUGAAGGAGUUCUACCUGCAACCCGAUGGUGCAAUGCCAAAUCAAAGUGUCAUGCUGUUUAGAACAGAAAUUGCACUGUUGUCCACCUUAAAGCAUCCCAACAUUGUGUCGUAUUACGGAUCUGAAAUGGUUGGUGGUAAUGUAUAUGUAUAUUUUGAGUAUGUCGCUGGUGGAUGCAUCCAGAAGGUUCUGAAAGAAUAUGGAAAAUUAGGAGAAUCUGCCAUCCGCAUUUACACUCAACAAAUUUUAUUGGGAUUAGCUUAUUUGCACUCCAAAAGUAUUACACAUGGGGAUAUAAGAGGGGCCACAGUACUCAUUGACCCAAACGGUGGAGUUAAGCUGUCCUGUUUCGGCAUUGAAAGAAAAAUUGCGGUGCAAUCCAGGCCAUCACUGCUUACGGAUAGCUCUUAUUGGAUGGCACCUGAGGUCAUAAUGAACCCAAACACCUGUAACAGAGCAAUGGAUAUAUGGAGUCUUGGGUGCACUAUUAUAGAAAUGGCAACAUCAGAACCGCCCUUAAGCCAAUAUAAAAAGGGUGGGGCCAUGUUCAAGGUUGCGUAUCAUAAGGAACUUCCAUCAAUUCCCAAUCAUCUGUCUGAUGAAGGUAAGGACUUUGUGAGGCGUUGCUUGCAUGAUAUUUCAGCCCCCGUGUCCCCAAUUGGGAGUGUUCUCCCACAUUCAACAUCACCUAAAAAUCCGAACACGCAAAAUUUUCUACCACUUAAGUCCAGCUCACCGGGCGUUAAUAGUGCCGUAUGGUAUUCUCACCUUAAUCGACCACUUUUGCCACCAGAGGCAUUUCGUGAUUCACCAAAACACAUGCCCGGCACCAAUAUCACUCCUUACUGGGAUCCCGAGAUUCUCCAAAGGGCAAAGCAUUCUCGUGAGAAUAAGAAGCUUGGGAGUGCCGCGAAUGAGCAGGUUAAAGAGCAGUUGGUAAUGGCAGACCGGGUUUUGCAGCAACUCUUCAGGGCUCCUAUGACUAGCCACCACGUGGAUGGAGUGUAAAGGUUUUGGCUUUUCAAGAUUCAAUUUACUCUCCUAUAAUUUAUUUAUUCUUGUUUGAGAUGCAACUUAAGUGAAUGAGAUGGAGAUGAGUUGAGAGUUCUUUCUUGUACAUACUGUAAAGCCUUAAACAAUUUUCACUUUUUGAGUGUAAGCCCAAAGGAGUUGCAGGGUGGAGCUAUAGACACUUUGAUUAUGUGACAUUCACCCUUGUUUUACGCGUUUGUGUGUGUUUUUCUUUUCUUUUAAGGUUGAAAAUUGAAUUGUCUUGAUAUGGAGAGAAAACCAGUGGCCUAGCCUAGUAGUUCAUUUCAUGCCAAUAUCCUUCACCUUUUCAGCUUCUUUGUGAUUUUUGUUUCCACAAUAAUCACCUAUAAAUCCUAUUUCAUACUACAA